GCGACACUGUCGUGGGUGAUUUCUCUGGCGCUAGGGGCGGGAUAGCCCGAAAGCCGGGCGCCAGCUGAGGCGGGGACACAGAUGGGCGUGGGGGUCUUAGUCUCCAGUGCCACCCACCCGCCGGUAUCUUGUCUGGCUCCUGUCACGAGGUGUGUCUACGGCUCAGGAGCUCCUGGGACAGAGAGUCUGAGCAGUUGAUGGGCCAAGAGGCGGCCCCCCUCUUCUGCUCACCUGAAUGCAGAUUGAGGAUGGGUACCCGAAGAUCCUAGAGACAGCUUCGCUGAAAGUGAGGAGUGGAGUCAAGCCCAGCUGCCCCGUGUUGGACCUGGGGGACACUUCUGGCGUCCAGAUUAAGAUCAUGACUCCUGUGAGCAACCAUGGGGUGGCAGAGAGCAUUUUUGACUUAGACUAUGCUUCCUGGAAGAUCCGGUCAACUCUAGCAGUAGCUGGCUUUGUCUUCUACCUGGGCGUCUUUGUGGUCUGCCACCAACUUUCAUCCUCCCUGAAUGCCACCUACCGCUCUCUGGCGGCCAAAGAAAAGGUGUUCUGGGACCUGGCAGCUACGCGUGCUGUCUUCGGUGUCCAGAGCACAGCCGCAGGCCUGUGGGCCCUGCUGGGGGACCCCGUGCUCUACGCCAACAAAGGUCUCGGGCAGCAGAACUGGUGCUGGUUUCACAUCACCACAGCCACUGGAUUCUUCUUCUUUGAGAACGUGGCUGUUCACCUGUCCAACCUGUUCUUCCGCACAUUUGACUUGUUUCUGGUUGUCCAUCACCUCUUUGCCUUCCUUGGGUUCCUCGGUUCAGCGAUCAAUCUCAGAGCUGGCCACUAUCUAGCCAUGACCACUUUGCUCCUAGAGAUGAGCACGCCCUUCACCUGCGUUUCCUGGAUGCUCCUGAAGGCUGGCUGGUCAGACUCCCUGGUCUGGAAGGUCAACCAGUGGCUGAUGGUCCACAUGUUCCACUGCCGGAUGAUCCUCACCUACCACAUGUGGUGGGUGUGCUUCUGCCACUGGGACGCCCUCACCAGCAGCCUGCACCCAGCCCACUUGGCACUGUUCCUUCUCGGGCUGGCCCUGCUCACAGCCAUCAUCAACCCUUACUGGACACACAAGAAGACCCAGCAGCUUCUCAAUCCUGUGGAUUGGAACUUUGCACAGGCAGAAGCCAAGGGCAGCAGGCAAGAAAAGACCAAUGGUCAAGUGCCUCGGAAAAAGAGGCUGUAGCGCCCGCCCAGGGGCUGGCUAGUGUCCAGGGUUGGGUAAAGUUUUCUUACGUAUGGAUGAAGAGUUUUUAUCUAGGUGAACACUAACUUGUUCUUUAGUAUGAAUUCUAAAGUACCCGUGAAGUAUUGCUGGGGCCCUGACGUGCCUGCAGGAGGUCUUUGCCAUCACGACCUUCCUCUGAGUCUUCCGGUGCGGCCCCAACCACAGCGUAUCUGCCAAGGCAGUGUUAGGGAGGAGGAAGCUAUGGCUGCCAAGUGUACAGGCUGCCGAGGAGGCCUGUCUGGAUCCCUGAGAGGAUUCAUCAGGAAGGACCCCGUGUGGGUGUGGACGUGCCUUAUUUGGAAGUCAUGUUCUUUUUUUUGCAUUGCAACGAAUUGACCCUAAGAAAAUGUGAUUUGCUGAUAUUUAUUUACCAGCCUGGGGAAUUUUAAGCCUGUGGCGGUGCACUGCCCUCUGGUGGCAAGAGGCGGAAGUUAUGGUAAGGGGUUCUUCUUGGUGGCUUACUAGAGUCUGUCUACCCCUCCUGGCAUGGUGGCUGUGUGAAAUCUUGUACUUCAAAAACAACAGCAACAACAAAAACAACAACAAGACCCCAAGCAACCUAAUAACCUCUUCUUUAAAUGAGAAUUUUUAGUAAUGUAUUUCUUAAUUGACAGAAUAAGGUGUCUGGAUCUUUGAGAUAUUUUUAAUUGAUGUAAGUGGCUAAGCCAGCCCCCGAUUCUGCUCUGCCUUUCCCCUCUAGGCUGUGAGGGGAUCCUGUCCUCAGACGAGCAUCCUGAGUUGCUAGGGCCCAGAGCAAGCAGCUUGCCUGACGUGCCCGUGAGCACACGCUGCACUGUUUCUGGGUUAGACCUCCAGACACUGGCUAGCUAGCAAUGAGUGCUAUUGGCAGACACAAAAACUUUCCCAGAGAACUAUUAAAGUACAGCUUGUUGUUUUGUUUGUCAGAACUACCUGAGAAAUGGUGGUUGUUCUUGAAAAUCAUGUGUGACUUAACGCGUGCCAUGGAUUGUUGGCCUCAGCACACUUUGAGUGUUAGCUCUUUAACUUUAUCAGGACGUACGACGCUUAUUUAUUUUAGUCUAAGAAUGCCCUUACUUUGUGUUUCUAAGACUGUCAACUGGAAACCCUAUAGCUCCCGUGUGUGCUUUGUCGAGGCGCCAGCCUGUCGGUUUUUAACUGGGCAGAAGUUUAAUAAAGUGACAGCUCUUUCCAAAACCCAAACACUU
Molecule: messenger RNA, 2454 nt
Organism: Grammomys surdaster
Lineage: Eukaryota; Metazoa; Chordata; Mammalia; Rodentia; Muridae
Gene: Cln8
Product: CLN8 transmembrane ER and ERGIC protein
Exons: 3
Coding region: 236-1225 (329 amino acids)
Biological process (GO): lipid homeostasis
Cellular component (GO): endoplasmic reticulum; membrane
Source: RefSeq, a predicted model, not a curated record